Magallana angulata is the source of this 1031-nucleotide messenger RNA. RefSeq lists its product as uncharacterized. The transcript has 4 exons. The record is from RefSeq and is a predicted model, not a curated record. Bases 200 to 715 code for a protein of 171 amino acids. Lineage: Eukaryota; Metazoa; Mollusca; Bivalvia; Ostreida; Ostreidae.
ACGAAGCUGUCAAUAAAACAGAAAAUUUUCCACAAGCAUCCAUAAGCCAGUAGAAAACAGGAUUAUACCUUGUACAGGGGCAAUGAAAUUUAUUUGCUUACUAAAAAUAACACGACAGUUUUGGGAAGAACCAGCGGGUAUAUAUAAGAUGAUUGAUCAAACUCUAACCUGAGGACCACGUAUACAGACAUUGGUUAUUAUGAGACUUCUACUGCUGGCAAUUGCAACAGUCCUGGUUGUUGUUUACGGGAAAAAUGACCCUCUUGGCCCCCUUAUUGGACCCCCUCCCCGGCCCCAAUCAAACCUUGCUGGUGGGGGGCUUGUAGCUGUCGGUUCGAUUACCGUUCUGUCUCUUGCAGCUACAGCUACGAUAAUGGGCGCUAGGAUUCAAAAAGUUCAAAGAGAUUGUAAUGAGAAAAUAGGCGAUCUGGAAACCAUGCUAAUAUACAUUAAAGAGCGAUGUUUCAGGAAAGAAAAAGAAUUGGAGACGGUUAUUGAGUACAUUUGUGCGGAAACAACAGAAGAUCCCGCGGCCUGUGUGAGAUGCGCCAGGUUUUUGGCAGACAGAGAAGCUUGCGAGGCGGAAGUAGAUGAAAAUGGAAAUGCAAUAUGUAAGUUUGUAGAAAAUGAAACCGACCCCCCUGGAUAUUGUGUUGUCAACGCAGCUGAUGGAAACGGUGGCGGAAAUGGCGGUGGAAAUGGUGGAGAUGGUUGAACUGGUGGAGAUGGUGGAACUGGUGGAGAUGGUGGAAAUGGUGGAGAUGGUGGAAAUGGGGGAAAUGGGGGAGAUUAAGGAAAUGGUAUCGAAAGUGACUUAAAUGGCAGAAAUGAUGAAAGAAGCGGUCGUGAAAACAUUGGUGAUAUUGGAAAUGGUGAUGCUUCAUGUAUGGCAGACAGUUCAAGAAGAAAUUUGUUCGAGAAACACUAUUUUUAUAGGUUUCUAAGUCAAUAAAACAAAUGUGCAGUUGAACCUACAUUUGUUAGUUGGUUUUAAAGAUGUGUAUUAUAUCAGUUCUUUUUAGGGUUUUAUU